Molecule: messenger RNA, 921 nt
Organism: Pestalotiopsis fici W106-1
Lineage: Eukaryota; Fungi; Ascomycota; Sordariomycetes; Amphisphaeriales; Sporocadaceae
Exons: 5
Coding region: 1-921 (306 amino acids)
Biological process (GO): carbohydrate metabolic process
Molecular function (GO): hydrolase activity, acting on carbon-nitrogen (but not peptide) bonds
Source: RefSeq, a predicted model, not a curated record
AUGGCGCCAAAAGCACUCUGCUGUAUCUCGGUCGACAUUGACGCCGUCUGCGGAUGGAUUGGAUCAUACGGUGGUGAAGAGUCUGUAUCAGACAUCUCCAGAGGGUAUUUCGCCGGCACCGUGGGUGUUCGUCGUCUUUUGAAGCUAUUCGAAAAGUACAACAUCAAAACCACGUGGUUCAUCCCGGGCCACUCGCUCGAGACGUUUCCCGAAGAGUGCGCCAUGAUCCGCGACGCCGGCCACGAGAUUGGCCUGCACGGGUACUCGCACGAGAACCCGCGCGACAUGACGAUUGAGCAGCAGGAGAUUGUCCUCGACAAGACGUACAAGAUGAUUACCGAGUUUUGCGGAAAGCCGCCCCGGGGCUCCGUCGUGCCGUGGUGGGAGACUUCAAAGGAGGGUGCGGACUUGAUGCUCAAAUAUGGUCUCGAGUAUGAUCACUCCUUUUCUCACCACGACGCCUUGCCGCACUGGCUGCGUGUCGGAGAUACGUGGACCAACAUCGACUACAAGAAACACCCCGACACGUGGAUGAAGCCGCUUGUCCGCGGUGAGACCACAGGUCUGGUGGAGAUUCCAGCAAGUUGGUACCUGGAUGAUCUCCCUCCUAUGAUGUUUAUCAAAAACAUGACCAACUCCCACGGUUGGGUCCACCCCAGUGUCGUCGAAGAUCUUUGGAAAGAUCAUUUUGACUACUUUUAUGAGACAUAUGACAACUUUUGCUUUCCCGUGACAAUUCACCCCGACGUAUCGGGACACCCUCAUGCUCUCAAAAUGGUAGAAAGGGUAAUUCAAUAUGUCAGCAAACAUGAGGGCGUAGAGUGGGUAAAGAUGGAAGACAUUUGCGACGAGUUCAAGUCACGGAGCACACCACCCGAGGGCGCGAGAAUGCCGGCAGAAAAGGGAGCCAUGUUGAAGUAA